AUGGCUUCUUGGAAAGUCGUCCUCGAGCCCGUGGACGAGACCAAAAUCGAAUACACCUCAUUCGCCAACGCUAGAAAGUAUUUUGCAGUCGAUGCUUCAGGUUCUACCGUUGGUAUUCGUUUGAUUUCCGAACACAUAUUUGCCGAAGGAAUCCACGAAGCCUCUCUUCAAAAAGAGAAAAACACAGUAACGAGAUGGGGAUCCAAAUGCAAAGACCCAACGAACUGGGAACAAAUGUUCUGGGCUCCCGACCAGGGAGGAACCACCCCACAAUGGAUAUUGAGGAACCGAAGCUCCAUGGACGCGAUCCAUAACGCGGAUAUUUGGUUUUUACUCACGGAUGGAGAGGUUCCUGAUUCCGAGGUGCAUACGCUGGCGGGGUUGGGACAGGAAAUGGGGGUUUUUGAUUGCGCGACGGUUUUUGUGAUUGCUUCGCAUAUGAAGUAUGCACCAAAUCAUGCGAAUGUAUCGCGGAAACAAGAAUUUCAACGCCAGCUCAUCUCAAUCUCGGCGAGGAGUGGAACUUCCGCUCAUCAUAUUAAACAGCCAACUCUUGUGGAUCUCGACACGCUUCUUCGAGCUGGGGUUACUUCAGAUGAAGAUCGUGAUUUAAUUCUCGCAGACGAAGCCCUUGAUGCUCUAAUCCUCGCCUGCAAAUCCCGAGGAAAAAUAAACGAGCUCCGAUCAUUUCUCCUUGCCCAUAAAAUCGAACAAUUAACGAUAAAAUUGAAAGAUGUAUCCGGCGCUGCGGACCUUAUUGCACAAAUUGCCAAUUCUGAUGUAUCUGGCGAGACCAAGACUGUUCUACAGUCUAAACUACGUGAUGCUCACGAGGCGAACCAGAGAGCUUAUGUCACUGCACAAAACGAUGGACAGCUUCAAUCCAUCCGAGAUCGUAAUCGAAGAAUAGAUACAGCAUUACGCACCUUAUCCGAAGCCGAAAAAUCGGGAUUUUCAGCAGAAAUCCUCUCACGAAGAUCAAAUCGAGCUCGACGCGCGGAAAACGUUUCCGCGGACUCUUCAAUCGAUGUUUCAGUCUUGGAUCUCGAAGCGCCAGGCUAUAGAGGCGAAUGUGAAGUUUGCUGUGGCGAUGAUGAGAUUCUGUCUAUCACUCUCAAAGUAUUGAGUGCCGAUGCCAUGGCAGCUAAUACGGAUAAUUUCGCGCUGGAUUUUCCGCUUGCGGCGGGGAGAUUCGAGGCAAAUAUGAAUGUGGUAUCUAGUCAAUGUAUUUGUUUCCAAUGCGCGCUAUUUGGACGACCAGGAUAUUCGAUAUACGGGGAGAAAAUCUCGGCUGUGAUUCCAACGUUGGAGUAUACGGAUAGUAAUAAGUUGUAUCUUCAUCAGCAGUUGUAUAAGGCGCUCAAUGCGGGGUUGAAAACCGGGGUUCCGGCCAUGGGACAAUUAUUUUCAGCGAUUUUGGAUUGCACGCUGAGGAGGAAAGUGUGGGCUGGUGCGGGUAUUCAGGAGGGUAGUAUGGAUGCGGAAGUGAGGCAGAGGAGGAAUGCGAUGAAUUGGUUGCUGCAAAGUAUACUCACGCAUCUCCGGGUCAGGGAAACAUUUGCCGAGCCUGGCCAAUGA
Molecule: messenger RNA, 1578 nt
Organism: Sclerotinia borealis F-4128
Lineage: Eukaryota; Fungi; Ascomycota; Leotiomycetes; Helotiales; Sclerotiniaceae
Source: the annotation of a GenBank genome assembly